CCGUAAAGCCUGCUUCCACUUGAGGCAGUGGACGCUGGAGAGGCGGCGAGAGAGGAGGAACUCUAAACAUGGCAAGGGCAGUCUGGAUUGCGCUUCUGGUCACCUCAGCAUACUGCGAAGCUGACACCGUAGAACGGCAGACACGACUUGGCAAGCUGAGGGGAAACCGGCUGAAAGUGAUGGGGAACGUCAUCGAGGAGUACGUCGGAAUUCCGUACGCGGAACCACCGAUUGGCGAUCUACGGUUCAAAGAGCCAGUACCUCGUUCACCCUGGAAAGGAACCUACGAUGCUACGAUUGGAGGCAGCGCUUGUCCUCAGAAACCCACAUUCCUCAACGCAAAGAAACCAGUAAUAUGUACUGAAGACUGUCUUCACCUCAAUGUGUGGAUGUCCCAAAAUGCGCAGAAAAGCCAUGUUCUUGUAUGGAUACACGGUGGUGGUUUCACAUUCGGAAGCGGGUUGUACGACAAUUACACCGGUUCCGCUUUGGCGGCCAAGACAGGAUUUGUGAUUGUGUCCAUGAACUACCGCCUGGGCAUACUUGGCUUCCUCAACGCGAACUUUCCCGACGCUCCCGGUAACCAGGGACUCUUGGACCAGAAUCUUGCGCUGAGGUGGGUGCAAGACAAUAUCGAGUCCUUUGGUGGUGAUCCCGCCACAGUUACUAUCUUCGGAGCCAGUGCGGGGAGCAUGAGCGUUCACAGUCACAUUUUAUCUCCGAUGAGCAAGGGGCUCUUCAAGAGAGCGAUGUUGAUAAGUGGUUCAAUGUACAAUAUGGAUUUUUUUGAGAGUGCCCACGAAAGUAUCAUCAGGGGAAACGAAGUUGCUCAGUUGGUAGGCUGUGCGGAACCGGACAUAGAUCUUGUGUCCAAUCCCGACAAAGUCCUGCAGUGCUUGCGGUCAAAGAAGGCGGAUGAAUUGGUUCUGGCGUCAAGCGAGGUCUCAGACCCGGUUCUAUUCACCUUCCUCCCGACGUACCACGACAAAUUUUUGCCGAAAGUCCCCAAAGUCGCCAUUGACCGUGGAUUCUUUCAAGACGUCGAGAUCCUUACUGGUGUCGCGACAGAUGAAGCAGCUAUGUCGGUCCUGUUCCCUCAAACCCCGGAACUCCUAAAAGAAUCCUUGGAGGACCUGACGCUGGACAACUUUGACAACGCGAUCCGCAGGUCGGUGCUCGCUUGGAUCAAAUCAGGUAUCAGCAGUCUGCUUCAAGAGUAUAAGGACAAUGUACCUCCUGGAGACAAGGAAGGCUUGAGGCGGGCUUACAUCGACUACGUGUCGGACAGAGCAUUCAAAUGCCCAGUGCAGUUCCUUGCCGAGAAGCAUUCAGCAAGAGGCAGCCCGGUCUAUUCGUACAUUUUUGCUCAUAGAUCAAAAAAGGAUGGUCUUCCCACGUGGAUGGGUGCUCCUCACUAUUCAGACGUUCUUUUCUAUAUGGCUCAACCUUUUAACGACGAUCAGUCUUACAACGAAGAAGACAGGAAGAUCAGCGGGGACAUGGUCACAAUGCUGGCAUCAUUCGCAGAAACAGGCGUCCCAAAGCUCCCAGGCGUCGACACAUGGCCGAAGUACACAAAGGAUUCACCAGUUUCAACGUUGCUGGCACCUGACAACUUUACGGAGGUUCGCGCGUAUCGAAAUGACCUGUGCGAACUUUGGAGGAAGGUGUUUUAGUAUCAAAGAACAAUAACCUUUUUCAUCUUUAGCAUUACACAACACAAAAAACUCAGACGACGCUUCGUGCUACCACUGUGUCAAGAAUAAACAUAUUUCUAUGAAA
Molecule: messenger RNA, 1782 nt
Organism: Ixodes scapularis (black-legged tick)
Lineage: Eukaryota; Metazoa; Arthropoda; Arachnida; Ixodida; Ixodidae
Product: acetylcholinesterase
Exons: 3
Coding region: 69-1676 (535 amino acids)
Biological process (GO): choline metabolic process; acetylcholine catabolic process
Cellular component (GO): plasma membrane
Molecular function (GO): acetylcholinesterase activity
Source: RefSeq, a predicted model, not a curated record